This is a messenger RNA of Plasmopara halstedii, 837 nucleotides long. RefSeq lists its product as uncharacterized. The transcript has a single exon. NCBI's taxonomy places the organism in Eukaryota, Oomycota, Peronosporomycetes, Peronosporales, Peronosporaceae. Bases 1 to 837 code for a protein of 278 amino acids. The record is from RefSeq and is a predicted model, not a curated record.
AUGAGCUUCCCGAAUGGUAAGCUCUUUGAGCUCGUUUCUCCAUUUCCACAAGAAUUUCCGCAACGAGGUGGCUCUCGUGUACCCGCAAUGCAGACAAUACCAGUAGUGCUCGCCCCUGGCGAAAGCGCUACAGAUGACGAGGCGCUCUUUCAGCUAUGGGUGCAAAGGAAACGGAAAACUUCCUCACUUUAUAACUUACAGUUGAGCCACAAGGAAGUGGCCGUACGUGUAGAGCGACACCUCCGAUUUGAAUUUGCCAAACUCAAGGCACGGCGUCGACUUCCUUCAGAUUAUCGCUCUGCGACGUAUAGGUCAACCCCUAACGCUCCCGCGAGCUCUGUGUCUGCGACCGCAAGAGCUCAGGGCCACUGCUUGAGCUCAGCUCAUGGCCCUUCUUCUUCUCUGGUUAUUACCGGAAAGCGCCGGGCGUCUGAUGACGCGGGGCGUCCUGAUCUUUCUAAUCAAAAGCGUCCACGGCGUCUGGGUAAUCUUGCCGAAGUGGCGUCUCAAACUUUCACGAGUUUUAGGAGUCGGGAUAUCCCCGCCACUUCACCAGAUAUUGGUGGUGACGACGUCGUCCAACAAGAUGUUCCACGUGAUGAUGGACGUCACCGUUCUCAUGGAGAAGAGUCGGUGGCGGGCGGUGACGAACGGGUCGGCCGCCGUCCGGUGACUCGUGAUGCUCUUCGAGCCCUUGAGGUCGAUGUCCUUCGUGAUCAGAGCUCCGCUGAGCGUCAUGCUGAAGUAGCAUAUCGCUAUGCAGACGCUCUUGAGAAUUUGAAGCACGUCGUGCGCCGGCUGCCUCACCUUGAAGACUACCGCGCUCUGUCGGAGUAA